Messenger RNA from Rotaria sp. Silwood2, 405 nucleotides. The record is from the annotation of a GenBank genome assembly. Lineage: Eukaryota; Metazoa; Rotifera; Eurotatoria; Philodinida; Philodinidae.
AUGUCCAUUUUAUUUUCUCAAACUGAAAAAGACAAGCUGGUUCUGAUUGAGAACGGUUUUGAUUACAUUCAAGAACGUACUCAUGAAAAUAAAGUAUAUUGGCGAUGUACACAAUGCAACAAACAGAAAUAUAAAGCUAGAUUGCAUACAAUUAAUAACACAAUUUGUCAUCUAGUUGGCGACCACAAUCAUGCUCCAAAUCCGAGUAUAAGUGGAAUUCGUCAAUGUCGUUCUGAAAUUCGUGACCUGUCUAAAACAACAAUGGCCACACAUUCAAUUGUUGCCACAUCAAUUGCUACAGCAUCUACUACAGUGUUAAGCCAGCUUCCACCUAUCAAUGACUUGAAACGUACCAUCUGUCGACGACGUGCUGCUAAUCUAAAUUUUCCAGCAAAUCCUCGAUAG